This is a messenger RNA of Soboliphyme baturini, 288 nucleotides long. The record is from the annotation of a GenBank genome assembly. NCBI's taxonomy places the organism in Eukaryota, Metazoa, Nematoda, Enoplea, Dioctophymatida, Soboliphymatidae.
GAGCAUAAUCACUGUUCAGAAUGCCUGUUAGGUCUUGCAGCAUAUGCUGCAGUUUCAAUUUCAAGCAUGCUUUUGAGCUGUCAUACAAAGCCGUUCACUCUUCCUGUACUUUACCAUCUGUUUAGGCCUAAUUUGAGAGAGUGGGCAUUCCGCGAAGCGUACAUGGAAAUGGAACGAAGAGAGAAGCUGGGGUUGCCGUAUAUCAGCAAAGACCUGAUUGAUCCGGAAAAAGUGAAGCUUGUUUUACCGACUGACGAAGAACUGGGUGACUUCGAAAUCAUCGUUUAG